Molecule: messenger RNA, 438 nt
Organism: Paraglomus brasilianum
Lineage: Eukaryota; Fungi; Glomeromycota; Glomeromycetes; Paraglomerales; Paraglomeraceae
Source: the annotation of a GenBank genome assembly
AUGAUUGAAGAAGACCAAGUCAGUUAUGAGACUAGCAAAUACACCGACCUAAUUGAAAAAUAUAACAGAGAUCCAUUGACAUACCUUAAACAAUACUAUACCAAAUAUUAUCAUGUUUCAACUGAUAAAAUAGUAAAUGUGACGAACAAGAAACGACCAUUGCACAAGGAAACAGUCAUCUGUGUGAUCAGUAUCAAUGAAGAAUUUGACUCCAUCACAAACUGUGCCAAGUCUACCGAGUACAAAGUGAGAGCAUGUCUGGCAGGAUGGAUAGUUGAGUUCAAUAAACGUCUUUUGGAAGAUGAGGAAUUAUUAUUUCGAAAGCCAUACACAGAAGGAUAUAUUGCCAUUGUCAAGCCGAAGCAUGAGAACACACAAAUAGCACUUGGAAACUGUUUGACUGAGGACGAAUAUAAAGCAUUGCGUGGAUUGGAUUGA